GCAUGGCAUAGUUUUGAAUUUUAGAGUUUCUUUGCCACUUUCGUUUAAAAUCUACUAAAGUUAACUAUUUCCUCGAAAUAUUUUGACCGAUUAUGAUUUCUGAUCCUGGUGCAUAAAACCGGAGGCGAACAGUUUCCGCAAGUUAAUUGUCAUUGUUACUAUGUUUCCACUGCACUCCAGUUGACCAGUAUACCACAUGCAUGCCUUGAGUCGAAUGCAGAAACUUUAAACUGACCAAACCACACACUGUGACCUCGGUUUUGAUGCCGUAAAAAAUCUGACGUGUUUUCCUUAGCUCAGCACAGUACACACAAUUUGCAUAUCUGCAUAUACUACACAUGCUCUAAAAUAUAAGAAAUCUUGGUUAAAUAUUUGUUUUGUGAAAAUCUCUUAUAUUUUAUGACAAAGAUGGUACUCCUCCAUACGAAAAUGUUUGACGUUACGUCAAAUAAAAAGGUUGUCAAAUAAAAAAGUUGGGAGGGAGUAUGUCAUUUGAUUUCUAGGUGAGUGUAGGACGCACCAGUUCAUUGUUACUGAAAUAACAGCGUUAAUACUUUCUAUCUUUGCUAAAUAUAUGGAUAAAUCAUAAAAGACGUUAAUGUUUACAAGCACCCAAUGUGCCUCUCAAUUUGUCUUCUCGCUUCUCGAGAGAGCAUUGAUUCUUGGUCUCUUGGAUCAUGCUCCAGUAUUUUUGUAAGAUCCAUACGUACAUGUGGCAUUUGAUUCGUAUUAAUUUACCUAGUAUUUUUCACGGUACAUACCCACUUGGGUAAUCUUAAACGGAAAAAAUAGAAGAACCUAAGACAUAGCAGAUUGCUUCCUUACUACAGUUCCUAGUCUCCACUGAUGAUGAGAUUAGUCAACAGGUGCAAACUUUUGCACUAACAAGCCACGUUAUUUUAAGUAGAAACCAAAGCGCUAGAGCUGCAUACAUGCCUUUGUAGCUUGUUAUGCAUGGCCGUCAUGGGCCAGUGUUCUACGAGGAGCUGCAUUUCUCUCUCACUAGCUUGUGCAAGCUAGGUCAUGAACAGCACGAACAAGCCCAUGGCUGCCUCUCAUUCAGGCAGCAAGCUCCUCAAAGCUGUGCUUUUCCUGCUCAUCUUCUCGUUAGGAUUCAUCAUGGGCAUGGUCUCCAUGGCCAACUUCCCUAAAUUCUACGACUCGCCUUUAUUGUCACCAAUGCUGUUCUCCUCCCUUGCGCCAUCAUCAACGCCGACGGCGCCAGCACCGUCGCCGGAGACACCGUGCGCGUGGCCACCGUCGUCGCCCAGCCCUCCUCCGCCGUCGGCGCCACCGCCACCAGUGGAAAGACCGGCGGCGCCGGCGGGACUGGCGGCGUUUCUUGCGCCGAGCGGCGUGGUGCACGCCAUGACCGACGAGGAGCUCCUGUGGAGGGCGUCCAUGGCGCCGAAGGUGUCCCGCACGCCGUACAGCCGCGUCCCGAAGGUGGCGUUCAUGUUCUUGGUGACGAACCGGCUGCCGCUGCGCCCUCUGUGGGAGAAGUUCUUCGCGGGGCACAACCGAAGCCUCUACUCCAUUUACGUGCACUCGCAUCCUCCUUUCGCCGCGUCGUUGCCCACGGACUCCGUCUUCUACGGCCGUAUGAUUCCAAGCCAGAGGACGAGCUGGGGCGACGCGAACCUGGUGGAGGCGGAGCGGCGGCUGCUGGCGAACGCGCUGCUGGACCUGUCGAACGAGCGGUUCGCGCUGCUGUCGGAGUCGUGCAUCCCGAUCUUCGACUUCCCGGCCGUGUACGCGCACCUGACCGGCUCCAACGACAGCUUCGUCGACUGCUUCGACAACGCCGGCGCCCGGGCGCGGUACAAGCCGGACGUGUUCGGGCGCCACAACAUCACGCAGGCGCACUGGCGCAAGGGCUCCCAGUGGUUCGAGAUGGACCGCGCCCUCGCCGUCGAGGUCGUCGCCGACGGCUCCUACUUCCCGGCGUUCCGCGCCUGCACCCGCUGCAUCAUCGACGAGCACUACAUCCCCACGCUGGUGAACAUCCUCGGGUGGCGCCGCAACACCAACCGGACGCUCACGUACAUGGAGUGGCGGCGGGGGACGUCGCACCCGAGGACCCACGAAGCCGGGGACGUCACGGAGGAACUGCUCAGGAAGAUGAGGACCGGCGCCGCCAACUGCACGUACAACGGCGCGGCCACCAACAUGUGCUUCGUGUUCGCCCGCAAGUUCUCGCCGGACGCGCUGGCCCCGCUGCUCGAACUGGCUCCCAAAGUUAUGGGUUUCGGCUGAGACGCAGAGAUCCAUCGGUCGUCAUGGAUGCAUGCAUGUUCAGUCAGGUACAUGCUAGUCAAUUCUACUUCUCCAUGUUUUUACAUGAUAUGCUAAUUUUUAUGUUUAUAUUUGAUCAUUCGUUUUAUUGAAAAAAUCAU
Oryza brachyantha (malo sina) is the source of this 2396-nucleotide messenger RNA. Its product is annotated as glycosyltransferase BC10-like. Gene Ontology annotation, cellular component: membrane. The transcript is spliced from 2 exons. Gene Ontology annotation, molecular function: glycosyltransferase activity. The coding region runs from base 1024 to 2256 and encodes 410 amino acids. Lineage: Eukaryota; Viridiplantae; Streptophyta; Magnoliopsida; Poales; Poaceae. The record is from RefSeq and is a predicted model, not a curated record.